Molecule: messenger RNA, 1044 nt
Organism: Anopheles marshallii
Lineage: Eukaryota; Metazoa; Arthropoda; Insecta; Diptera; Culicidae
Gene: wds
Product: WD repeat-containing protein 5
Exons: 3
Coding region: 1-1044 (347 amino acids)
Cellular component (GO): Set1C/COMPASS complex
Molecular function (GO): histone binding
Source: RefSeq, a predicted model, not a curated record
AUGGUACCGAUUGGAGGUCCGGUAGGACACGGUGGACAUCCGAUUCACAUACCAACUCCGAUACAAAAUGCUCCUCCGCCGUCGCAGAGUCAGCAUGCGCCGUCUAGUCAGAACCGGCAGUCACUUUCGGUUAAACCAAACUAUACGCUCAAGUUUACGCUAGCCGGCCACACGAAGGCGGUGUCGGCAGUAAAAUUUAGCCCAAACGGUGAAUGGCUUGCAAGUUCCUCUGCUGAUAAACUGAUCAAAAUAUGGGGUGCAUAUGAUGGCAAGUUUGAGAAAACAAUCUCCGGACACAAGCUAGGGAUUAGUGAUGUGGCGUGGUCAAGCGAUAGUCGUCUGCUGGUGACGGCCAGCGAUGACAAGACGCUGAAAAUCUGGGAACUCAGCUCGGGCAAGUGUCUGAAGACGCUGAAGGGUCACACCAACUACGUGUUCUGUUGCAACUUCAACCCGCAAAGCAAUCUGAUCGUAUCGGGUAGCUUUGACGAGUCGGUGCGCAUCUGGGACGUGCGAACUGGGAAGUGUCUGAAGACGUUACCCGCCCACUCCGAUCCGGUAUCGGCGGUACACUUCAACCGGGACGGUUCACUAAUCGUUUCGUCCAGUUACGAUGGGUUGUGCCGAAUCUGGGACACGGCGAGCGGUCAAUGCUUGAAGACGCUGAUCGACGAUGACAAUCCGCCGGUUUCCUUUGUAAAGUUCUCUCCAAAUGGCAAGUACAUCCUGGCGGCCACACUCGACAACACGCUGAAGCUGUGGGAUUAUUCGAAGGGCAAAUGUCUGAAGACGUACACGGGGCAUCGCAACGAGAAGUACUGCAUCUUUGCCAACUUUUCCGUCACCGGUGGCAAGUGGAUUGUGUCGGGCAGCGAGGACCAUAUGGUGUACAUUUGGAAUCUGCAAAGCAAAGAAAUCGUACAAACGCUGCAGGGCCACACGGAUACGGUACUGUGCACGGCUUGCCACCCGACGGAGAAUAUUAUUGCGUCGGCCGCGCUCGAGAACGAUAAGACGAUAAAACUUUGGAAGAGCGAUACGUAG